Prunus armeniaca (apricot) is the source of this 258-nucleotide messenger RNA. The record is from the annotation of a GenBank genome assembly. NCBI's taxonomy places the organism in Eukaryota, Viridiplantae, Streptophyta, Magnoliopsida, Rosales, Rosaceae.
AUGGCUAUGAACUACCUUAUGUGGAAUGAAGAUUUGGUCCAAAAAAGUAAGGAUGAGGUACUAUUAAGGUGCCUCGGAAGGAAAGAAUACAUGAAAGUCAUGGGAGAGACUCAUGAAGGGAUCUGUGGAGCUCACCAAGGAGGAAGGAAGAUGUGCUGGUUAAUCAGGAGGUAUGGCUAUUUCUGGCCAACCAUGAUGAAAGAUUGCAUUGACUAUUCCAAAGGGUGUGAGUCUUGUCAAAGACACGGCCCAAUCUAG